Molecule: messenger RNA, 2415 nt
Organism: Arachis stenosperma
Lineage: Eukaryota; Viridiplantae; Streptophyta; Magnoliopsida; Fabales; Fabaceae
Exons: 7
Coding region: 817-1464 (215 amino acids)
Source: RefSeq, a predicted model, not a curated record
UUCAACAAAUAAAAAAAAGAAAGAAAGAAAUGUUAAGAGAAGAGAGGGAGAAACAGAGAAGGAGAGGAAAGGGGGGAAGGAGCCGAGCCGGCGCUGCUGAGUUUGUUACCACCGUCGCGUUGCUAUGCCGUCGGAAAGCCAGAACCGCAAGAGAAAUAACUGCGAAGAGAUAGGGAGACCACAUAAGCUCACCGCGAAGCCAGCGUCGUCGUCGUCCUCAUUGCGGGUUUGCACCGUCGCGUCUUGCCACCGCCGCCACCACUAAGCUUGCCGUCGUUGCCACUGAAGCCGAAGAGAGAGAGUGUGUUCGCGAAGAGAUGGAGAGCGCACGCUCACGAAGGAGAAGAACGACGAAGAGUGAAGGAGAAGCAGAAGACGAUGAACCCAGGGGAGAAGGAGGAGGUCCGUUCUCGCACCGUCCUGCUCUGCUGCCGUGGCUGCCGUCGAUUGGGGUCAAGGCCAUCGCCGUCGCACCCUGUUCCAGUUGCCAUUAGGGUUUUUUGCUGCUGCCAUUGAUAGCGCCGCCGCUGGGAGGAGCCGAAAGGGGAGAGGAGGUCGCCGUCAAACACGCCGCCACCAGUUACAACCGUCGCCGAAACCGGAACAGAUUCACUGAGCAGAAUCAGAGAGAACAGAAAGGAAGAAACAUUGGAAGAUUGAAAUGAGUAGGCAUAAGAGCAAAUGAGUGGUGGGUAUCCUGACAUGAAGCAGAAAACUAAAGACAAACAUGCUCUGUGUGCAGUGUUGUAAUGUUGUUGUGUUGUGUGUUCUGAAGCUCAGAACCACAUCUCAAAAAGUGGAAGGCCCAGAAGAUUGAUGUGUUGCAUUUUCUCACAUGCCAGGGCGUGUGGUGGAGGCUCAAUUACAGAGUCAGUUCAGAAGUUCAUCUGGGACCAUUGCCUUUCCACUCCUGGUGAUUUUUAUGCUCCUUACUUGAAGAUUUUUCUCAAGAAACUUAUAAGUGAAGUUGAGUUCGAUCAUAGCUAUGUUUUGGACUACUUGUACGAGCUUUAUGCUCAGUACAUGACAUCUUUCAAGGAUGAUAGUUUUGGCAAAAGAGAUACAAGAGUCUGCAAAAGAAUUUCGCAUAUUUUUCCUGAUGGUUAUUUUGAACUACAAAGCAAGCAACACUCAAGGGUGUUGGUGUUUACCUUACAGUAUUCUCUUAAUAUGCUUGAAGGUGAUACAGGGUGUUCCAUAUUGCCAUCGAAUCUGCUUCUAUCCGAGUUAAUACUUUCUCAUCCAUAUUUAUUUAGUGUUACUCAUACCUGGCCUCCCUGUGGUAGCUUUUCUUCUUCCCAGGUUUGUCUAAUUGAAUUGCUUUUAGUAAUUCCACAUAGUUAUUGGACGAAACAAGUUUAUUUUUUUGCCAUGGUGUCAUUUGCCAUUUCAUCCUUGGUGGUAUAUUUAGGAGGUUUGUUUAUUAAACUUUAUUUACUUUCAUCCUAUUUAAUAAGGCCUUAAAGUUUCUUGUCACUUCAACCAAAUCCAUGAAAGAAUUGCUUAAUGUUUUUUUUUAAUCUUUUUUUUAAGAAAAACAUAAAAGAAAACUCCAUCUUCCAAAUAAGGAAAGUGUGAAAGUUCAUCCCUAUCUUUAAUUGAGGAUUGAGUAUACAUAUGAUUGUGUAUCUAUUAUAACUUCAGGAAGAAAGCCAAGAGACGCAAGGAAUGAAAGGCACCUAUUUUUUAUUGGUAAAAUUUAGUAUUAAGAAUGUAAGAAGUAGGAGAGUAAAAAAAAGUGAGGAAGCAGAUGCUUCAAAGACUUAGUUGGUGUUUAUCUCAGUACUUACUUUUCUAUUUGACUACUAUUUGGUAGUCAGUGAGAUUUUUUCAAGACAGUAUGUUAGUACCACUUUCUUAUCGAUUCACUUGUUUGAAAAUUCAUUAAGUAACCAAAAGGCUUGCCACAGGAAUCCAUGAUAGAUCAUAACAUGGCAUUACGGAAAAAGUGAAGAUUUAUGUUGGUGCAAAUAUAUUAAAUUAGUGAGAUAUGCUCUUUUUUAACUUUGUUCAUGCAGAUUUGGACAUUCAAGAUUCUUAAUAUAUUCUUCUCUUGCCCAUGGCAUAAGGGAUCUCAUAGGGUUCUCUCUCCUUUUUUUGUUUUAUUUUAAUAUUUGUUUUUACAGGGGGCUAAGAAAAGAAUGUCAAAUGAUACACGGAAGGGGAGGAAAAGAGAUCCUCAUAACUUAUUUUUUGUGCCAUGGCAUCUUCUCCUCUUUAUGCUAGCCAAUGAAAUUUAAAUGUGUAGAGCUUACUUUUUGUUCCUUAUUAAUGAACAGUGAAAUUGCUCAUUUUAAAUGCAUUGUCCUCUUAGUCUUAUAGUGUGUGAUAUGAUCUCCUCUUGUACAUUCAGGAAGAAUUUUAUGAACUUAUAUUGCGGCUAUUUCAUAGGGCUCGUUGAUGCAUUAAAGUGUG